Kluyveromyces marxianus DMKU3-1042 is the source of this 843-nucleotide messenger RNA. RefSeq names its product microtubule-binding protein BIM1 (gene BIM1). The transcript has a single exon. The record is from RefSeq and is a predicted model, not a curated record. NCBI's taxonomy places the organism in Eukaryota, Fungi, Ascomycota, Saccharomycetes, Saccharomycetales, Saccharomycetaceae. Gene Ontology annotation, biological process: protein localization to microtubule plus-end; spindle assembly; regulation of microtubule polymerization or depolymerization. The coding region runs from base 1 to 843 and encodes 280 amino acids. Gene Ontology annotation, cellular component: spindle midzone; microtubule organizing center; cytoplasmic microtubule. Gene Ontology annotation, molecular function: microtubule plus-end binding.
AUGGCUGGUAUUAGCGAGUCUAGAAGUGAGCUACUCUCGUGGUUGAAUGAUCUUUUGAAGCUAAAUUACACGAAAGUUGAACAAUGUGGAACUGGCGCCGCGUACUGUCAAAUAAUGGAUUCAAUAUACAAGGAUCUGCCUAUGAAUCGAGUCAAUUUUAAUGCUGGAUCCGAAUACGAAUACUUCACUAAUUACAAGAUUCUACAGUCAUGUUUCACAAGACAUAAGAUAGAGAAGAGUGUCUUGGUCGAGCGAUUGGUCAAGUGUAGAUUUCAAGAUAAUCUAGAGUUUUUGCAGUGGAUAAAGAGAUAUUGGUCACAGCACAAAGAUGAGAGUGAAUACGAUCCAGAAGCUAGAAGAAAAGCAAGAGCCGGUGGUGCAAGUAGCCCACCUGUUUCGGUUAAUAAAAGACCAGCCAGCAGUUCUACCGCCUCUAAACCCCAGCUAAGGAAUGUGAGAACCAAUAUAAUCCAAAAUAGUAUGAGAAAACCCUCUAAUGACCAGCUUCUUACGCUUCAAACAGAAUUGACACAAGCCAGGAAUCAAGUUACUGAACUCGAAAAAGAGUGCAAUCAAUACAAAGAACUAAAUACCGCUUACCUGAAGGAACGUGAUUUUUACUUCGGUAAACUUAGAGAUAUUGAGAUCUUGGCACAGUCGACUCAAGAUCUCUGUGAUGAGGGUAUAUACGAGCAUGACAAAGAUCUCAGAGGUUUCUUAACAAGAAUUCAACAAAUUCUAUAUGCCACGGAAGAAGAAACACAAUCAUUUGCUGCCGAAGAAGCCCAUCCAAUUUCCGCCACCGAAGUUGCGAACACAAUCGUAGAUGAAGAGACUUUCUGA